This is a messenger RNA of Doryrhamphus excisus (bluestripe pipefish), 5361 nucleotides long. It is a transcript of the gene vps37ba, whose product is annotated as VPS37B subunit of ESCRT-I a. The record is from RefSeq and is a predicted model, not a curated record. NCBI's taxonomy places the organism in Eukaryota, Metazoa, Chordata, Actinopteri, Syngnathiformes, Syngnathidae. Gene Ontology annotation, biological process: ubiquitin-dependent protein catabolic process via the multivesicular body sorting pathway; protein targeting to vacuole; protein targeting to membrane. Gene Ontology annotation, cellular component: ESCRT I complex.
ACUUCCGGUAGCAGAAGCUCAGUCAGCUGUCACAAAGUGAGACGGGAAGAGAGACCUCGAAGCGAAGACAAAUAACACGACGAGGGUGAACAUGUCUACUUUUACCAACAAAUUCAGUGACCAUACGUUGACUCAGCUCAACGAAAUGCUAGAGGACGACGAAAAACUUAGCAAAAUGAUACAAGAGAUGGACGAGAUGCAGGAAGUCCAGCAAAGCAAAGAGACAACACAGGUGAACAACAGAACCCUGGCAGAAGAAAACCUUGCCCUCCAACCCAGACUGGAGCUCAAGAAAGAGCAACUUUCCAAGAGAUACGGUUGUCUCCAGGAGAACUUUGAAGCCUAUCAACUGCGCAAGUCCACUCUAGAUCACAAAUCAGGAAACACAUCACUGGACAUUCUGUUGGCUUUACUGCAGGCGGAGGGAGCCAAAGUAGAAGAGGAAACAGAGAAUAUGGCCGACUCAUUCCUGGAUGGUGACAUGACCCUGGAUGCCUUCAUUGAUUCCUACCAAAACCAGAGGAAGUUGGCCCACUUGAGAAGGGUGAAGAUCGAGAAGCUGCAGGAGAUGGUGCUGAAGGGCCAACAGCUUCCACAGGCGUCGGUAUCUACCUCCCAUUCUCAGGAUAUGUCCGCCGCGGCCCGGCCCUCGUCCUCCCUGCUCGCCGAUGCCGCCAACGACUUGUCUCCUAUACUUCAAAUCCGGAGGAAGCCUCCGCCUCCUCCAUCCCAGUCUACCACAAUACCAAACCCAGCUCCAAUCGUCUCCCCCCAGCCUUCAACCUUCUACGCCGUAUCACCUUACCCCCCAAUUCCUCCCAGAACAGGCCAACCCUACCCCGGUUCUUCACCUGGGUAUCCCUUCUUACCUCAGUACCCGCCUGCUUUGCCGCAGAGGCCCCCGGCUCGUGUGGCCCCGCAGCCUGGUUUCAUCAUUCAGUGAAUAAAAGCCAUCGCCACUUGAGGUUAACAGUGUGUGCCAAGGACGAUUCGCAACUGGAACUCCUCUGAGAACAAUUUUUUUUUUUUUUUUUUUUUUGUGGCGUUUUACCAUUUUUGAUUACGACCAAUCCCCACACUGGCCUGAAGGCAGACCAGCACCGUCUGCACCGGAGAAGCCAUUCGGUAAUAACGCGGGGAUGUGUGCAUAGCACUCACUCAACACUCCUAACGAUUUAAAAAAAAAAACAAAAAAAAAAACAUGGAGGAUUUUCUCUCCAUUCGCUCCAUCUGGCCUGAGUCUCCACAGAAGAACGGCCCAGUGUAGCCUCCAGUGACACAAGCUGCCGAGCUUGUCGUUUAUUAGCACUUUUGUCUUCUUUAGUUCCCAUUAAUGUUCCGUCUCUCCUUUACCCUCCAAGGCAUGAUCCUAAAAAAAAUGAUUCACAAUAUUUUUCAUUUGCAGCAUACAAAUAUUACUGUUUAUGCAUAUGCAGCAGAGAGACCAUAUUUACUGUGUUUUGACAAAACAUAUAAUUUCCCAGAAUAUAUUUAGGGGGAAAAGCAUCUAUGCUGUGAUUAGUUUUUCUAUACAAUGGUACAUAGGAAGAUAAUGUAAUUUCAACAUCUUUUUAUGAAUAGUGCUUUAAAAAAAAAAUCUAGACUGAUAAAACACAUGUAAAGGAGAACUUUGUUUGAAUCAAACGUGUGUCUCAAGAUGGUCCAGACCUGCUCUUUUGAAGAUGACCGACUAUUGCACUUGGUCCUUCUCGGGGUAAAGGUCUUAAAGGAACUUGAGAAGAUUGGUGGCUGAAUCGUUUUUUUUGAUAAAUUAACCUGGGCUUUUAGAGAGUCAUAUCAAAGUUGAAGGAUUUUUGUAUACUUGCCAUACAGUACAAUUCUUAUAGUGGGUCUUCUCUGGAUUUCUGUUGUAAUACAGCACUGCUUUGUCAUUUUGUCCUCGGCACCUGCUCAUGUCAACAAUUUGAGUUAAAACUCUGAACGUAUGGUUCUGUGCAAGUUAUCUCACUGAGCACCAAAGGCUUUGCACAGCACUCUGUGGAACCGUUUCUCAGGGCAUUGGAUCCAUGGCAACUGGACUGUUCAGGUUGCCUCAAAUCCAUCCGAUCGAGCUUCAGAUCAGUUCAUUCCCCGAAGACUAGGUAGGACAGCUGCAGUUCUGUGUAAUCUUUGAGCACAUAUUUGGUUCCGCCUCUCAUUCAAGCAGGCUUUGGACUAUCUAGUCUUUGAGCAUGAAUUGAUCAAGCAAUCAGUUCAUCUUCAAAACCGGGUAAACUAGUCUGUUUCCUGUUCAGGUUGUCUUACAGGAGGUUUCGCCUUAAAUCUGAGCAAGCUUCAUCGGUUCAGUCUAGUCUUUCAACAUGAAUUGAUGACAUCUGUCUUUGUUUUUUUUUGUUUCAUGUCUUCUAGCAGACUUCAUUGGUUUAUGCUCAAUAACUAGAUAGGACAGCUCUAAUAUGUCUAGUAGUGUCUUAUUUUGACUAUUAUUCAAGGACAGCUUGGACAAGAGGCGAAACUAAAGACCGAGGUUUUGCGCCAGAAAACCUAGAGUUGUCCUAUCUAGUCUUUCAACAUGAAUUGAUGACAUCUGUCUCUGUUUUUUUUGUUUCAGGUCUCCUAGCAGCCUUCAUUGGUUUAUGCUCAAUGACUAGAUAGGACAGCUCUAGUCUGUCUAGUAGUGUCUUAUCUCAACUCUUAUUCAAGGACAGCUUGGACAAGAGGCGAAACUAAAGACCGAGGUUUUGCUCUAGAAAACCUAGAGUUGUCCUAUCUAGUCUUUCAACAUGAAUUGAUGACAUCUGUCUUUUUUUGUUUCGUCUCUCCUAGCAGACUUCAUUGGUUUAUGCUCAAUGACUAGAUAGGACAAUUCCAGUCUGUCUAGUAGUGUCUUAUCUGGACUCUUAUCUCGAUUCAAGGACAGCUUGGACUAGAGGCGAAACUAAAGACCGAGUUUUUGCGCUAGGAAACCUAGAGCUGUCCUAUCUAGUCUUUGAGCAUGAAUCGAUCAAGCAAUCAGUUCGUCUUCAAAACCGGGUAAACUAGUCUGUUUCCUGUUCAGGUUGUCUUACAGGAGGUUUCGCCUUAAACCUGACCAAGCUUCAUCGGUUCAGUCAAGUCUUUGUUUUUUUUUUUGUUUCAUCUCUUCUAGCAGACUUCAUUGGUUUAUGCUCAAUGACUAGAUAGGACAGCUCUAAUCUGUCUAGUAGUGUCUUAUUUUGACUCUUAUUCAAGGACAGCUUGGACAAGAGGCGAAACUAAAGACUGAGGUUUUGCUCUAGAAAACCUAGAGUUGUCCUAUCUAGUCUUUCAACAUGAAUUGAUGACAUCUGCCUUUUUUUGUUUCGUCUCUCCUAGCAGACUUCAUUGGUUUAUGCUCAAUGACUAGAUAGGACAGCUCUAAUCUGUCUAGUAGUGUCUUAUUUUGACUGUUAUCCAAGGACAGCUUGGACAAAAGGCGAAACUAAAGACUGAGGUUUUGCGCCAGAAAACCUAGAGCUGUCCUAUCUAGUCUUGCAACAUGAAUUGAUGACAUCUGUUUCUGUUUUUUUUUGUUUCAGGUCUCCUAGCAGACUUCAUUGGUUUAUGCUCAAUGACUAGAUAGGACAGCUCUAGUCUGUCUAGUAGUGUCUUAUCUCAACUCUUAUUCAAGGACAGCUUGGACAAGAGGCGAAACUAAAGACCGAGGUUUUGCUCUAGAAAACCUAGAGCUGUCCUAUCUAGUCUUUCAACCUGAAUUGAUGACAUCUGUCUUUUUUUGGUUUCGUCUCUCCUAGCAGACUUCAUUGGUUUAUGCUCAAUGACUAGAUAGGACAGCUCUAGUCUGUCUAGUAGUGUCUUAUCUCGAUUCAAGGACAGCUUGGACAAGAGGCGAAACUAAAGACUGAGUUUUUGCGCCAGAAAACCAAGAGCUGUCCUAUCUAGUCUUUGAGCAUGAACUGAGGAAGCUUGCUAAGCCAAACCUCUUUUUUUAAACAACCCGAACAAUCCAGUCGUGAUGGAUUCAAUGCCCUGAGAAUACAAUUUACCAGGAUGAAAGAGAAUAUUCACAAGCAUGUAUGAAUGUUGUGUUUGUGUUUUAUUGUCGUAAAUGACAUACGUUGUCUGUGAUCCAGUCCAUACGAUUUGGAGCUUAAAACACAUUUUUUUGCACAAAUGCAAGCCGUAUUCCUUCAAGCCGGACUAAACCCCCCAAGCUUUGAAAAAGAACCUUUUCUUGUGGUGUUGAAUAGCGUAUGACUUUUCCCUCUUACCGCUGUCGCUGUGCACUGUUGAGCCGCGAGUGCCUACGCUUGUUGUGACGUUGACCACGUUCUGACUGCUCCGUUUUUUUUUUUUUGUUUUUUUUUCUCUAUUCCACUCACAGACUUUGACCUGGUUGGGAAUUUUUGCCAUUGAGCAUGUGCCAGUGUGACAUCCCCCCCAGGCUUUUUUUUUUUUGCCUACUGGUGCUUGUUAACGUAUGCCUGGUAUGACUUCAAAUAUCGCAUGUGGCGUUUCUUGACAUCAUCGUUGCAAAUUAAGAGGGCUCUGAAAUGCCAUAUUUGUUGUAUAGCUGCCCGCAAAAAUUAAAGGGUAAGAAUACAGAAUUUGGUCAAUGACAUAAUAGAUCCAGCAUUUCUAAUAAGAAAGAUUAUGUUGUGCAUGGCCUUUGUGUUCAGUCUGAAGAUUCCUUUUUGUGUGUUUUUUUUUAAGCUAUUAAGAUGGUUUCGACCUGAUCUGUAACCAUAGUUUUUUUUUCUAUGUGGUUGGUGAUAUUUUUCAGUGUGCUGUUGUAGGUGUUUACUUAUUCUGAAUGUUUAGGUGGAAUUUUAAUGCUAUUUUCAAGUUCAAUAAAUCUCAAAUUUGUGUAUUUUUUAUUUGUCAUGACCACAAAGAAAAACCCCCACUGGUUAAACAAUAUUAGUGUCUAUAGUGUUGGUACAGAAUUAUAUUGUUGUCUUUUAAAUUGAGCAAGUAGGCCCUCUAGUGUCACUGUUUGGUAUUGCAUGAAGCUCCUCCCUGUUUACUGAAUCCCCCAUACAUCCCUAUAUGAUCUAUUUAUGUGGAACUUGCAGUACAAACAAAACUAUAACUAGCUUUAAAAGGUAUAUUCUUGUAUAUAUGCUUGUUCGCUAAUACACUGCUGGACUACACAGGUAUUUCAUUCAAUUUAAAGUUGCGUCCUUCCAUAGAGAGGAAAAUCGUGUGUUUAAAAAAAAAACGCAUUUAUUAAAAACAGAAAAAUAUACAAACUUUUUCAGUGCUUUGGUUCCGAUUUUCUACAAUAAAAGCUCUGAUAAAACAUUCCACUGUUCUCAAAUAUCUUAAUUUUUAUUUUUCUGCACAAAAUAAGAUGAAAAAUAAAUAAACAAAUCAAGAAUAAAGAAAAUCAAUCAGUAAUAAAUAAAUAUAAUAAUAAUA